This is a messenger RNA of Eleginops maclovinus (Patagonian blennie), 3942 nucleotides long. RefSeq names its product solute carrier family 12 member 9 (gene slc12a9). The transcript has 13 exons. Gene Ontology annotation, molecular function: potassium:chloride symporter activity. Gene Ontology annotation, biological process: cell volume homeostasis; chloride transmembrane transport; chloride ion homeostasis. Bases 19 to 2748 code for a protein of 909 amino acids. The record is from RefSeq and is a predicted model, not a curated record. Gene Ontology annotation, cellular component: membrane. NCBI's taxonomy places the organism in Eukaryota, Metazoa, Chordata, Actinopteri, Perciformes, Eleginopidae.
AGCAGUCUGAUCUCAACCAUGUCAAACGAACGCACCCCUCUGAUCACCUCCGGGGUCUGCGGUCUGGCCGUGACCGCAUGCGGCGGGGGGUCGGACGCCACCCCCGAAUCCGGCUCUGGCACGCCAACGACAGACCCUCAGAAACUGAACACCUUUUUCGGGGUGAUGGUGCCGACCAUCCUCUCCAUGUUCAGCAUCGUGCUGUUCCUGAGAACCGGGUUUGUGGUCGGUCACGCGGGGCUGUUGCAAGGUCUAUUAAUGGUGAUUGUGGCCUACACGAUCAUAUCUCUCACAAUACUGUCCAUCUGUGCCAUUUCCACCAACGGCGCUAUACAAGGCGGUGGCGCCUACUAUAUGAUAAGUCGGUCUCUGGGCCCGGAGUUUGGAGGAAGCAUAGGAUUGAUGUUCUUCUUGGCCAAAGUGUGUGCAUGUGGGGAAUACGUUCUUGGUCUCGUGGAGGCGAUACUUGACGUCUUCGGCUUUGAUCCUGGUAUGUUUUCGAUGUGUCCUGUGGCGCAGGGGAUACGCGUGCUUCCUCAGACUUACUGGUACGCGGUGCUGUACUCCUCAGUGGUCCUCCUGCUGUGUCUGCUCGUGUGUCUGGUCGGCGCCAAAAUCUACUCCCGCACCUCCUUCGUCAUCCUGCUGUUGGUCACCGUGUCCUUGCUGUCUAUUUUCAUCAGCUCCGUGGCGGUCAAACCUCGAGAUUUCCUCAUCACCCACAAGGGAUCUGGCAACAUGACUCUCCGAUACAACGCCAGCUACACGGGCUUCAGCGCCACGACUCUGAGGAACAACCUGGGCUCUGGUUACUCUUUGGACUACAGCACCAACACUGUCAUGUCCUUUUCCACCGUGUUUGCCGUCAUGUUCACCUGCUGCACCGGGAUUAUGGCCGGAGCCAACAUGUCAGGAGACCUGAAGACUCCGAGUAUUUCAAUCCCUAAAGGCACCAUCGUCGCCGUCUUCUACACCUUCACAGUCUACGUCCUCCUCUUCAUGCUGGUCGGCGCCACCUGUGACAGGACCCUGCUGAUCCAGGAUUACGGGUUCCUCCAGAGGAUAAACAUCUGGUCGCCGUUAGUCACCAUCGGGAUAUACUGCGCUUCUCUGUCCGCUGCGAUGUGCUCCAUGAUCGGGGCGUCCCGUAUCCUGCACGCUCUCGCUCUGGAUCAGCUCUUUGGUUUGCCAUUAGCUCCAGCUACCAUCACAUCCCGCUCGGGGAAUCCCUGGGUGGCCGUGUUGUACACCUGGGGGCUGGCACAGUGUGUGGUGUUCGCUGGCCAGCUCAACGCUGUAGCAAGCCUGGUGACGGUUUUUUAUUUGCUUGCCUACGCUGCUGUUGACCUGGCCUGUUUGGCUCUUGAGUGGGCGUCUGCACCAAACUUCAGACCCACCUUCCAGCUGUUCUCCUGGCACACCUGCCUGCUGGGCAUCCUGAGCUGUCUGGUGAUGAUGUUCGUCAUUAACCCCGUGUACUCGUCGGGCAGCAUCGUCCUCCUGUUGCUGCUGCUGCUCUUCCUCCACUACAGAUCGCCCACCAGCAGCUGGGGCUACAUCAGCCAGGCCCUCAUUUUCCAUCAGGUGCGUAAGUAUCUGCUGAUGCUGGAUGUGAGGAAGGACCACGUGAAGUUCUGGCGGCCGCAGAUGUUGUUGAUGGUAGCCAACCCUCGCUCCUCCUGUCAGCUCAUCCUGUUCAUCAACCAGCUGAAGAAGGGAGGCCUGUAUGUGUUGGGCCACGUGCAGCUGGGAGAUCUGGACUCCCUGCCGUCAGACCCGGUGCAGCAGCAGUACAACUUCUGGUUGAGUCUGGUUGAUAAACUCGGGGUGAAGGCCUUUGUAGACCUGACGCUGUCUCCCUCCGUCAGACAGGGAACACAGCACCUGCUGCGCAUCACGGGCCUCGGUGGCAUGAAACCCAACACACUGAUUUUGGGUUUCUACGACAGCUGCACCCCUGAAGACUUCUUCCUGCAGGACUCUGCUUUCUGCGACGCUUCUAUGCAACAAGGGAGUGAGGGCGAAUAUAAUUUCGGGGUUGAUCUGCCUUCAUUGCAGGCCCACUUCCCCCCGGUCCGACACGUCGAGAGCCCGCGCUGGCUGUCUCCAGAGGAGUACGUAGGGAUCAUUUCUGACGCCAUUAAAAUGAACAAGAACGUGUGUGUCGGCCGCUAUUUCUUCCAGUUGGAGGGUGAGGACAAGGAUAGCAAGGUGGACGGGUCAGAGCGCACCAUCGAUGUGUGGCCUCUCAACCUGCUGCAGCCGGGCAGCCGGGAUUACGAGGACGUGUGCAGCCUCUUCCUGCUGCAGAUGGCCUGCGUGCUCAACAUGUCCAACAAGUGGCGCCAUGCGAGGAUGAGAAUCUUCCUGAAUGUAGAGACCGAGUCCAGCGACCAGGGCUGGGUGGUCAACGAAGAGACGUUUCGGGAGCUGCUGAGGAAGCUGAGGAUCAGGGCGUCGAUAAAGAUCGUGCCAUGGGACUCUGUGGUGCAGCACCACGUCCAGCCGGACCAUGAGGAUCCUGCGGAGGCUAAACAAGCUCUGUCUGAGGACUUCCUGUCCGCAGUGAACAGUAUGUUGAUGGAGCACAGCUCGCAGGCCGCUGUUCGCUUCCUGUACUUACCUCGGCCCUCUGGUCCACGCAGCCAGGCACAGCAGUAUUUGGCUCAGGUGGAAGCAGUGACCAAUAGUUUGGGGCCAACGCUUCUAAUUCACGGCGUCACCCCGGUCACAUACACAGAUCUGUGAGCAUGAGCAGUGUUUAUUCAUGUUGUACGUGCAGCAAAGUCUUAUCUAUCUUAUCUACAUGUCCUAUUUACACAUAACCCACAGUCGGGAGUAACCGUUACUACACUAGCUUUUUCUGUUGCUACUCAAGCCUACAAAGGGUCAACAGUCUAGUCCAUUUUUUAAUUACGCCCAUGGAGGAGUUUGCAUUCAAAUAGGAUAUUUUCCUAUUUAGAUAUACUGGAAAUAGAUUGGCGAUCGGGCCGUGAAAUGGAGGAAACUUUACGGGCGGGAUUUAUGGUGAUAUAACCUCUGGUCUGCAUUAUCUUUAGCCUGGUCACAUUACAAGAGGCGGACAUUAGAAAUGUGUCUGACUCUUUGGAACAAAGCUCAAUUUGUUUUGAGCAAUAUGGGUUGUCUAGGAUUUAAUAUACAUGUCUAUAUAUUUAAUUUCAGGGGUGAAAUAAUGAGAUUUUGAUAACAAAUUGGGGAGACGUACAGUAUUUACCUGGUUAAGUAUUUUGUUAAUACAUAGUCAUUCGAUUCAUUUUUCGGUUUGUUUUUGAGUUUAAUUUAGUUUAGUUUUUUUAUGCCAACCUGUCUUUAAGUGGAUAUGUCUCUAGUCGUCAGAAGGGAACUGUUUUGUACAUUGGACCUCAGAAUUAUAACAGCAUUUUGUGCUGUUGUAUGUGUGUACUUGAAAAAUAAACUGGGAUUUUGUGCUUCAUGGUGCAAAAAAGGGUUACACUGAUGGUGAGUCUGUUACUCGUUAGGUGUUGGACCAAAAAUGAUUAGAAACAAAAGCUAGUCACAAAUCACAGAAUGAAAAGUUAGAGCUUUAUUGUGUACGUUAUGUUUUGUGACUGUUGGAACAAUAACAUUAAUGUUUUUAUUUAAACAAACAGGAAGUUACUGAGAAAACCAUCUGCACAGCUUUUAAGCACGUUUCAAUGUUGUGGUGAACGGUCGAUGACCAAGCUUAAAGGGGCUGACUCGUGUGAACUGUAACGGUUGUUAUUAUAUGUACAAACUAAACUGCUGGUUGUCAUUGUGGUAAAUAUUUAUGCAAAAUGUCCUGUGUAUCUUUGUCACUGUCAUACUGUAAAAUCCUAACAGAGAAUAUGUAUUUAAAAGAUUGCUUAAAUGCAAACUGAUUGUGUCCGAACAUCUGUCCAGUUUAAUAACAUUCAUAUUAAACUAAGGAUUCAGAUAGAA